AUGACCAACAACAAUGGCAACAAUCCCAGAGUUGUCAAUGUUGAUAACACGACAAGCACCAAUGUUAUCAUUCAAUUUAAUCCCGCAUCCCAAUUACCCAUCAAACUAAGUGGUGGUCAAAACUUUGCCACCUCGAAAGCCCAAUUUUCCAUGCUUAUGUAUGGCUACAACCACUUUGGCCAUCUCGAUGGAACCAGUCCGUCCCCUAGUCGCACGAAUACCCUCGGCACGAAUAUCUCUCCCAAUCCUGUCUUCUUAACUUGGUUCCAUCAGGAUCAACUCAUCCGGAAUGCUCGCAUGGCUUCUGUCAAACCCACUAUUUCUCCUACUUUUUCAGCCGCUGACUCAGCUAAAUCAGCUUGGGAUGCCUUGCAUACCACUUAUACGAACAAAUCUCAAACUCGAGUCUUCAGUCUGCGUGAUCAGCUUGCCUGUGUCACUAAUGGUCUAGGUCCUAAAUUUCGUGAAAUAUCUGUUGACAUUCGUGCACGCGAUAAACCUAUCUCCUAUGAGGAACUAUUUAAAAAGUUACUAGAAUUUGAACUCUUCCUCCGCCACGAGGAUGAUAAGAAACUAUCUAGUACCAUCACUGCUGCAGUUGAUACUCCCACUAAAUUCAACUCCAAUAAUUGCAACAACCGUAGACAAAACAGCAACUCUCAACAAUGGAGCCAGAACUUGCGUCCAAGCGCUCCACCACAAGGCCAAUCCAAUUCAAAUCCAAACGGUAUUAUUCGCUGUCAACUAUGUAACGAAAUUGGCCACACCGCCAAUGUUGCCGCUCGAGAUCUCAUAAUCACUUUGAAGCAAAAGCCAUCUAUGCCGCUGGGCUUACAACGGAGACCAAUCCCUGGAUAG
Messenger RNA from Solanum lycopersicum (tomato), 858 nucleotides. The record is from RefSeq and is a predicted model, not a curated record. NCBI's taxonomy places the organism in Eukaryota, Viridiplantae, Streptophyta, Magnoliopsida, Solanales, Solanaceae.